AUGUCUGAGCCAGUUUCUGAUUAUGUGAACUACACUAAGAAGAAAGGAAAGUGCAUAGAAAGGGUAGCAGAAAUUUACAACAAUGCAGAUGCUAUCAGAGCACAGGAACUUAAAGAAGAGCCUUAUGUCACUGACAUAAAGAAAACACUACAGACUAAACACACAGGAGACACUGCAUGGAGCAGGUGUUACAGACUGAGUGCAGUGUGUGUGGCGCUGCUGUGUGUUCUCCUGCUGGCUGCUGUUAUAGUGUUGUGGCUCAAAUUUAAUAGCCUAAAAACAGAAAAAGACCAGUUACAGGUCAGUUAUAACAGCAUGAGAAAUGAGCAGCAAAAGUUACAGCAAGAAACAUCACUACUGCAGAACGUGCUCUUGAAACUUGGAUGUAGAGUUUUCAACUCAAAUGUUUACUACAAUCUUACUAAGAAGAUGUACUGGGAUGAGAGCAGAAACGAAUGCAAAGCAAGAGGAGCAGACCUGGUGAUUAUAAACAGCACAGAAGAACAGGAGUUCAUUAGUACAUAUUACGGUGAUACUGAAGCUUGGAUUGGUCUGACUGACAGAGACACAGAAGGCACCUUUAAAUGGGUGGACGGUUCAUCACUGACUACUGCGUUUUGGUGGAACGGAGAACCCAACUCUUGGGUUGGGGACAGUGAGGACUGUGUUAUAACAGGCUUUAAGAAAGCUAAAUCUAACAUGUCAACCUGGGCUGAUUAUCCAUGUGACUUUCCUGUAGUUGGUAUUUGUGAGAUGAACAUAUUUAAUUAA
Molecule: messenger RNA, 771 nt
Organism: Clarias gariepinus (North African catfish)
Lineage: Eukaryota; Metazoa; Chordata; Actinopteri; Siluriformes; Clariidae
Product: CD209 antigen-like protein E
Exons: 5
Coding region: 1-771 (256 amino acids)
Biological process (GO): biological process involved in interspecies interaction between organisms
Cellular component (GO): external side of plasma membrane
Molecular function (GO): fucose binding; D-mannose binding
Source: RefSeq, a predicted model, not a curated record